Diaporthe amygdali is the source of this 1659-nucleotide messenger RNA. RefSeq lists its product as uncharacterized. The transcript is spliced from 6 exons. NCBI's taxonomy places the organism in Eukaryota, Fungi, Ascomycota, Sordariomycetes, Diaporthales, Diaporthaceae. Bases 1 to 1659 code for a protein of 552 amino acids. The record is from RefSeq and is a predicted model, not a curated record.
AUGAGAUCAAGCCACCUCUUCUACUCACUCUGCGCGGCGGCGCCUCUCGCCAUGGGAACACCAGUACUACCUCACCUCGUCCUAGUGAAGACCCUAGACGAGACAGUGUCGGAUCCUUCAUCAGGACCUAAGGGGUACCAGCCGGCAACCAUCACAACGGCGAGGGCAGAAGGGUCACGAACAGAAAUCCUGCAGCCCCUGGACCGUCAAUCAGUCAUCGACGGAGCGGCCGAGCCAGCCUUUGACAACCGGCCGCUCCCAUCGACGGCAUCCGAGAUCUCACGGCUUGCCUCUGCGGUCCUUUCCUCAGCAGGCCCACUGUCGUCGGACCUCCUGGAGGCGCUGUCGAAGCUGCAGUCGGCACAGGAGUCAUCACCACCAUCAUCAGAAGAAUCAGAGACGGAGUCUGAGCCCUCGCCGCGAAAGACAAAGUCGGUCGGCUCAUUAGUGAGGCUCGCGUCGAAGAACAGGGACGGAGGUGUGCUGCGUAUCAAGCAUUCCGGACCGGCAGAGGACUCGAAGGCCAUGAGGGUUCACCAGCCGCGCCCCUGUGGUGCCCACCACACCGACGUGCUGGUCAUCGGGAUGGUGUUGACGUUCCUGCUGGUGGUUCUCAUGAUGGAGACGUGGCGGCCGGUAUCGAGGACGGUGCGCCGUAUCUUUAGAAAUGAGGGAGCCAUCCGCCUGCAGGACGAUGUCGAGACGGCUCGGGCCACGUCUGUCCGGGCCCCGGGCCUGGACAUCCCCGAGACGAUUUACGAGAAGCAAGAAGAGGAGCAUGACGACGAUGACGAUGACGAUGAUAGCGAUUGUGGAGCUGAGCCGACGAGAGAGGGGUAUCAAAAGAAGCUUUCCUGGCUUGCAUACGAGGGAGGCGAGCAGCAGCGGCGGCGGCAGCAGCAGCAGCAAGCCAGCAAGGCUGAGCCUCAGGGCGGGGAUGCCGGGCGGAUCCCAAGCCUGCAUUGCAUCGCGAAGAAGUCAGCUGAACAGAGGCAUGGGCUCCACAUCCAGAUUGAGAGACCUAGCGCUCGAUCUGGGCUGUCUGUUGGUCCCAGCCGAGAGGAUCAGCUAACCAUGAGCAUGAGCAUGAAGCAUGGGCAUGGCAUGAGGCGUGGCGCGCUGGGGCUAGCCGUCCGGCGGUCCAGCGGUCCAGCCGCCCAGCCAUCUCAUCUCUCAAUCUCACUGUCACUUAUUGUUGUAACAGUGAGAGGUGGUAUGGUAUGGACGGCAUUGUUCCUGCGGGAUGCCGCCGAAAGGACUGGUGACGAGGGAUCUUGUGGCUCCAGCAGGACUGUACCCCAGGGACGAUCACCUGGGCACGGCAGCAAGAUGCACCGCACGCAGCCGGUGUUUGCCAGCAACAACUACAACGGCAAUGGGAUGAGUGCAACUGAUGGACAUGAGCAACACUCCAUGAGCGGCUCCAACAACGCCAGGAUCGCCAACACCCCAAGUCCUGCAAGGGAGGCUCUGAGCAAUGAUGAUCAGAGGGGCCCCCGUUUCAUGGCGCAUAUCUCUUCUUCUCCUGCAGGACAGCGGCACCCCGAGUCCAAGCCACAGACAGGCCCUGUGCCUGGGCUGAGGAAGAAGCUCAGCCCUCCUCCUCCCAAGUUCUGGCCCAGCCCAAUCGACCCGAGGCCGAGCUUUUGCUGCAGCUGA